UAGGGUUUUACUUUGUAAAAAAUACAUCAUACAAUUUUGAUUUAAUGGCUUUUUUUCGAGGUCUGAUUCGAUCUUCCAAAUCCAACGGUUCUUCUUCGCUAUUCAAUUAUGGAAGGAGCAAAUCCAACGGUUCAUUCUCCUCGGAUCUGUGGCAUCGCCGUCCAUCGGGUUGCAGAGAGUUCUCCCGAACCGCCGGAGCUGACGUCACUUCUUUCAUGUAUGCUGUAAAACAUGAUUUUCCCGGGCUUGUUGCGAGUUCGGCAGUCGGGUGGUUUGUUGGUCUCGGCAUUUCGAAGAUAAUUUUUUUGCCGUAUAGUGUGUUGUUGGAGGAGUUAGAUAUUCUUAAUAAGAUACAAAUGAACAAAUUGGAGGAGCUGAGUCGAGUCGUGGGAGUUGAAGAAGAAAUACAUCGAAAGAAUGUGAGGCAACUCAUUGAAGAAUUACGAAUUCAAAUGGCAAAGCUAAGAGCAGAGGUUGAAAUUGCAAAGGCGGUGGCAGGCCGCGUUGGUGCAGAAGGAGGGGACGAGGCUCGCAGCAAAUAGGCGGCUUUCGCUUCUUAAGAAGAAGUUGUUUUGAACGUGUGCAGUGCUCGAUCCGCUCUCACUUUUCUGCUAAAAAUCGAACAUGAACCAAAUAUUUUAGUUUCCAUCGGUUUUUGUUUAUUUCUGCUAAAAUCGAACAUGAAAAAUAUAUUAGUUUUCUUCGGUUUUUUG
Molecule: messenger RNA, 713 nt
Organism: Erythranthe guttata (spotted monkey flower)
Lineage: Eukaryota; Viridiplantae; Streptophyta; Magnoliopsida; Lamiales; Phrymaceae
Source: RefSeq, a predicted model, not a curated record